This is a messenger RNA of Saccharomyces kudriavzevii IFO 1802, 3696 nucleotides long. It is a transcript of the gene UBP15, whose product is annotated as ubiquitin-specific protease UBP15. Bases 1 to 3696 code for a protein of 1231 amino acids. Gene Ontology annotation, biological process: regulation of protein stability; protein deubiquitination. Gene Ontology annotation, cellular component: nucleus; cytosol. The record is from RefSeq and is a predicted model, not a curated record. Lineage: Eukaryota; Fungi; Ascomycota; Saccharomycetes; Saccharomycetales; Saccharomycetaceae. The transcript has a single exon. Gene Ontology annotation, molecular function: protein binding; cysteine-type deubiquitinase activity; cysteine-type endopeptidase activity.
AUGAGCUCUGAAGAAGAAUUGGGAAGCAUCGGCACUGUGUCUCACGGCACCCUCAUAAAUAAGGACAUUGAGAGUAUCCUUCCACAAUUUGAUGAAGAAGUAGAAACGUUGCUAGAGGACAGCUUUACGUGGAAUAUACCCGACUGGAACGAGCUGACGAACCCAAAGUACAAUUCUCCUCGGUUCAAAAUUGGCGAUUUUGAAUGGGACAUUCUGUUGUUUCCUCAGGGGAACCAUAAUAAGGGUGUUGCGGUGUAUCUGGAGCCUCAUCCAGAGGAAAAAUUAGAUGAAACCACGGGGGAGAUGGUGUCGGUUGAUCCGGACUGGUAUUGCUGUGCUCAGUUUGCCAUCGGCAUUUCAAGGCCCGGAGAUGAUGACUCUGUCAAUCUGAUUAACAAGUCUCACCACCGGUUCAACGCCCUAGAUACAGACUGGGGGUUUGCAAAUUUGAUAGAUUUGAACAACUUGAAAAAUCCCUCGAAAGGAAAACCGCUCUCGUUCUUAAAUGAGGGGAGCUUGAACAUAACGGCGUAUGUCCGCAUAUUGAAGGAUCCGACUGGUGUUUUGUGGCAUAACUUCUUGAAUUAUGACUCCAAGAAGGUGACUGGCUACGUUGGGUUCCGAAAUCAAGGUGCCACAUGCUACUUGAAUUCGCUGCUGCAAUCGUAUUUCUUUACAAAAUAUUUUAGAAAACUGGUGUACGAAAUACCCACUGAACAUGAAAGUCCAAACAACAGUGUCCCUCUGGCCUUACAAAGAGCUUUCUAUCAGUUACAAGUGUCUGACAUACCAUUGGACACUAUGGAGUUGACUAGGUCAUUUGGUUGGGAUACCGCAGAAUCCUUCACCCAACAUGAUGUGCAGGAAUUGAAUAGAAUAUUAAUGGACAGGCUAGAAAAUAACAUGAAGGGAACCCCCGUAGAGGGGAAGCUGAAUGAAAUAUUUGUGGGGAAAAUGAAAAGCUAUAUCAAAUGCAUUAACGUUGAUUACGAAUCCGCUAGAGUGGAGGACUUUUGGGAUUUGCAAUUAAACGUUAAAAAUUUCGAGAACUUGCAGGGAUCCUUUGAUAAUUACAUCGAGAUGGAACUAAUGAAUGGUGAAAACCAAUAUGCUGCCCAAGACUACGGUUUGCAAGAUGCUCAAAAAGGUGUUAUAUUCGAAUCGUUCCCUCCCGUUUUGCAUUUGCAGUUGAAGAGGUUCGAAUACGAUUUUAACUACGAUCAAAUGGUAAAGGUUAAUGACAAAUAUGAAUUUCCUGAAACGAUUGACUUAUCACCUUUCGUUGAUAAAGAUGUAUUGAGGAAAACUUUGGACUCUGGAGACAAGGACAAAAAUCCCUAUAUUUACAAUUUACAUGGCGUUUUGGUUCAUUCUGGUGAUAUAUCUACCGGCCAUUACUACACUUUAAUUAAACCUGGUGUUGAAGAUCAGUGGUAUCGAUUUGACGACGAAAGAGUUUGGAGAGUCACUAAGAAGCAGGUUUUCCAAGAGAAUUUCGGAUGUGACAGAUUACCCGAUGAAAAAGUUCGUACGAUGACUAGGGAUGACUAUCAAAAUUAUAUCAUUCAGCGCCAUACAAGCGCUUACAUGCUUGUUUACAUACGCCAAGAACAAGAGCAGGAUUUGUUGCGUCCUGUCCUGGAAUCUGAUGUUCCCAAACACGUAAUAACGAGAGUUAGAGAGGAGAUUAAAGAACGUGAGACGAGAGAAAAGGAAAUUAAAGAAGCUCAUUUGUACGUCACACUCAGAUUGCAUUCAAUAAAAGAAUUCAUUCAUUAUGAAGGAUUUGAUUAUUUCGCACAUGAUGGAUUUAGACUCUUUUCAGAGGAACUCAAUGACUCCAAUUUGCAGCAAAUCAACUUGAGAGUCUUGAGAACAACCAAGUUAUCCGACAUAUUUACAAAGGUUAAGGAGACUAUGAAUAUUCCAACGGAAAGAGAUGUCAAAUACUGGAAAAUGGAUUACCGCAGAAAUAGCACUUUACGUUUAACACACCCCAUAAAGUUUGAUUCUAUAAAUAUCACCUUACAAGAGGCGUUAAAAACCGAGAAAAAGAGAACUUUGGAAACUCAAUAUGGAGAGGAAGGUGUGGCCAGUACCGAUGAAGAAGAUAAAAUAACAUCAGAAACAGUAUCCUUUUUAGAUCUCUUCAUCGAAGAACCCUACUUAGAGUUGCAGUUUUUGAACAAGUUGAAGGAAGCCUCUUUGAUUUCGAAGACUCAGCUUGACGACGAAUUGAUAUUCAAUUUGAGAACCAAUCUUCUAAAACUAACAGAGGGCGGGAUCAAACCUCUUUUCGCCGCCGAUAAUAACUCAAAUUUAUUGUUUGUGAAGAAGUAUGAUCCACACACGCAAAAAUUAUUGGGAUUUGGCCACUUUGCUGUGAAUCAAUUGCAACAAAUAACUGACUUAUCUGCAAUCAUUGAAAAAAGCAUUGAAGCUUCUAACGAAAAUCUGACUUUCUACGAGGAAGUACAACCCGGAACCAUAAACGAAAUCUAUAUGAAGGAGACGGUCUAUGAUGCUGAUAUAGAUACUGGUGAUAUAAUUUCAUUCGAGAUUCCAAACGCCGAUCUACCCGAUACUUUCCCAAUUUAUGCGACGAUCAAAGAUUUUUACUCGUAUCUGAGAUACCGUGUAAAAUUGAAAUUUUCCAAAGUUGACGGGUCGAGCGAAGAAUAUGGUGUUAGUAAUGAUAUUUCAGAGACCUUUGAAUUCUGGAUAUCUGCGUAUGCCUCCUAUGCCGACCUUGCUAGAAUUGUAUCAACAUUUGCAGACGUCAAGCCGGAAUACCUAAAGAUUUUUGCUCUUUAUUCCAAUGGAAGGUUUGUGCUAAAGUCAACCUCAAUUUUGAAUGACUAUUUAUUGAAAGAUUUCAAUUGUGACCAGAUACCACCUUUCGCAUUUGAAGUACUGUCCGUGCCAUUAAAGGAACUAGAACGUCUGAGACCUAUCAAGUUAUAUUGGUUAAAGGAUAGUUACAUUCAUUACCAAUGCUUUGAGUUUGAAGUCGCUAAUGAUUACACGGAAUCUCAGUUUUUGGAAAAAGUGCAGCACAAAAUUGGCUUUACCGACGAACAGAAGGAAGACAUUCUACUCUGGACUAACUCAAAUUUUCAGUUUCAGGGUUUACUGUCAGACCAAAACACGUUCAAAGAUGUAAGCAAGAAUUCUUUACUCUUUGGUAGAAUCUUGCCCGAAGAAUCAAAAUUGUUCAAAGAAUUAAAUCGUCUGGAAAAUGUGCAUACAUCUCCAUCGGAAGAUUCUAUGAACGGCGAAAAUACGGCAGAUAGACCAAUAGACGAUGAGCAAGAUCUGGGUAUGAUGACAGAAAAUUCUAGAGAUUUGAAGGGGCGCAUAGUAGUCGUUCAGCAGUAUUUCAAAGAUGUUGAAAAUAGACACGGAAUAUCUUUCUUAUUCAAUUUGAUACCGGAAGAACCAUUCUCAAAAACAAGGGAUCGUCUUCAUGCAAAGUUUGGCUUGGGACAGAAGGAAUUUUCAAAGAUAAAACUGAGCGUUGCUUACUCUGCUGAAGAAGGCACAGUAUUCAGAAGUUUACAGGGGUUCUCGGAUGAAGAACUCGAGAAAAUUAUACUGUACGACAUAAUGUCCAACUUAGAUUAUAUCUAUAUGGAUCAUCCAGACAGAUUGAGAUCACAUUCUUCCUAUGAUAGACCAAUGAUAAUCAAAAACUGA